This is a messenger RNA of Beta vulgaris subsp. vulgaris (sugar beet), 1383 nucleotides long. RefSeq names its product SNF1-related protein kinase regulatory subunit beta-1. Gene Ontology annotation, molecular function: protein binding. The record is from RefSeq and is a predicted model, not a curated record. The coding region runs from base 315 to 1160 and encodes 281 amino acids. NCBI's taxonomy places the organism in Eukaryota, Viridiplantae, Streptophyta, Magnoliopsida, Caryophyllales, Amaranthaceae. The transcript has 4 exons.
UAUUUAAUACCCUCCCUAGGGGCUAGGCUGUCUGAAAAGAGUUAGAAGUUCCAAGUUCUAAUCCAACCCACCGAUUUGGUCGCCGGCACGUCAUUGUCAGUCCCGCGAUAAUCCCACUCCAUCUCAAAACGUUGCAACUCCCAUCUCCUUAUCACUUCGUUGAAUAUCUCUCAUCCAUUACAAAACCAUUAACACCAAUUUCUUAUUUCUCUGAAAUAUUAUUACCAAUAAAUUUUUAUUGGGACCAGUACUAAAAUUCUGAUUUACAGAUCUCAUUCAGUAAUCAGUAAGAUUUGUUUGAGUAAAACUAAGAUAUGGGUAAUGCAAAUGGAAGAGAAGAAGACGGAGGAACCAAUCAUAUUAUUAACAAUAAUAAUGUAAAAAGUAAUAAUAAUGUAAUAAAUGUACCUGAUUUUAUCACUUGUUCAGACACAAUGGGUAAUUCUCCUCCUGAAAGUCCUCGUCGUUCUCGAUCGCCUCUCAUGUUUACUCCUCAGCUUCCUGUGGCUCCUUUGCAAAAGAAUGAGGGCACUCUAUUUCAUAACGACAAGUGGCCGACAGAACGGCCCGGAGCUGUUGAUCGGCCUCCUGAGAAAGGAAUUCCUACUGUGAUCACAUGGAGUCUUGGUGGCAAUAAUGUUGCUGUGGAAGGAUCCUGGGACGAUUGGACGGCAAGAAAGACUCUUCAAAGAUCAGGCAAGGAUCACGCUGUGCUUUUAGUUCUACCAUCAGGCAUAUAUCAUUACAGAUUCAUCGUCGAUGGUGAGACACAGUAUACACCGGAUCUGCCUCAUGUUUUUAGUGAGAUGGGACAUGUUUGUAAUGUCCUUAAUGUCCAUGACUAUGUACCGGAAAGCCUGGAUAGUGUAGCUGAAUUUGACUCACCACCAUCACCAGACUCGAGUUACAGUUUUGCAUUACCAGGAGAAGAUGAAUUUGCAAAGGAGCCAAUGAUUGUACCACCCCAGCUACAGUUAACAGUCCUCGGUAUGCAAAAUUCAGAUGAAGCUGCUUCUUCGAGGCCUCAGCAUGUUGUACUGAACCAUCUUUUUAUAGAAAAAGGUUGGGCUGCUUCCCAGUCAGUCGUUGCUCUCGGUUUGACCCAUAGGUUUCAGUCAAAGUACAUCACUGUUGUCCUAUAUAAGCCAGUUAGAAGGUAAAGAUGCCCACCUUUUUUUGUUUCUUUUAUCUUCUGUUUGUUGGAUCCUCUAUCAUAUCUUUCUUGCUGUUUUUUUUUUAACUUUACCAACUUCCCCUCCCCACUCUUUUUUCUUCUUCUGGGUGGGUGUCAAUAUACCAUUACCAUGUAAGUAAACUAACGUGUGAAAAGUAAAACUGUUAAAAUAGUUGUACGAAUACAGGUCCCCAACCUGUCUUUUCUUA